This is a messenger RNA of Closterium sp. NIES-67, 3308 nucleotides long. NCBI's taxonomy places the organism in Eukaryota, Viridiplantae, Streptophyta, Zygnematophyceae, Desmidiales, Closteriaceae. The record is from the annotation of a GenBank genome assembly.
GUCAAGUAAGGCAGCGCACUCGAAGAACAUGAAAUCCGCGCACGAGCAAAGCGAAUCACGCAUGUGAGUCGCUCUUUCGGGAGCACUGAGGCACGAAGCGCGCGCAUGUCAUUCCCAGCGCGCACGAGCCGCCACGCACACAUCAGAGCGCGCGGCGAGGGGUGGUUGCGCAUUUGAGGCUCUCUUUUGGGAGCCGUUGCACGGCAGUCACAGCGGAGGGCAGCCGCGCCCCUCGUCCGAUGACACAUCACAGCGCCUCCAGCUGCUCCUAGUCCAUCCACGCCGCGCCGCGCAUCGCAGGCCGCGAUGGACGCUGCGGCGGAACGCGGGGAGCUCAGCGACGCGGUGCCACCGCUGCAGCACCUGUGCCUGCGAGCCGCCCUCAGCAGCGCCACGUGGCAGCGCCAGCCGCGGUCGCUCGAGCGGCUGCCGUCUCCGCUGGCCUCCGCGCUGUUGGCGGGGCUGCUCGCUGCGGGCCACAUGACGCCGCCGCUGCUAGAGCUCUUCGCCCCUUCAGCGGACCACGUCGACCUCUCCUGCCCGCCCCUCGCCGCCUCUCCCUCUUCGCACGCCCUAUCGCCACACUCUCCCCUGCACGACUCGCCUCUCGCACCCGCUCUCACCCCCCUCCCCAACCCUGCUUCUCCCUACCUUCCCUCACCAAGCCCUCUUCUCUCCUCCUCCCAUCCUUUCUCCCCGCCUCCCUCUGCUGCUGUCACCCUCUCGCCUCCUCUCUACGCCCUGCCCCCCGGCCAAUCCAUAGACACCACGUGGCUUGCCUACCUGGCAGAUUUCUGCUGCCUUCGCUCCCUCCGCCUCGACAACUGUCGCCUCGUCAACGACUCGGCUCUCAGCAUGCUUUCGGCCCUGCACGGCUUGGAGCAUCUGAGUCUCACCGACUGCCCUCUCCUCACUGCCGCUAGUCUGGCAUCCAUUCUGCCGCCCUGCCUGCCCUCCCUCCGCGCCUGCUGCCUGUCAGGCACGGCUGUGGGCGUGGGGGAGGGCGGGGGGGAAGGGGGGGUUGCAGGAGGGGGCAGUGAGCAGUGGGGUGUUGCAGUGAAGGGCAGGCGCAGAAGCAAGGGCAGCAGGGCCGGUAGCAGUGCUGCCAGUGGUGGCGGCAUGGCAGCAGCAGGUGCUCCCUCCAAUGCGGCACCCACCGCUGCUGCAGAUGGCGUGCCCGCCGUGCCCUCAUCCCCGUCCGUCAUCUCGCUGCUCGCCCGCGCCCCGCACCUCACGCACCUGGAGCUGGGCGGCAUGCACCAUGCGCUGGAUGACAGUGCCUUUAGAAAGCUCACGUCCCUCAUCCACCUGCGCCACCUGGACAUGUGGGGUAGCAGCAUCACCGACGCCUCCGCCCCGCUCCUCCUCGCCUUCCCUCGCCUGCUCUCCGCCAACCUCUCCUGGACCGCCCUCUCCCAUGUGCCCGCCCACCCCUCCCUCGCCUCCCUCCACCUUUCUCACUGCUCCCUCCUCUCCAUCGGUUAUCCCAUUCCUUCCUCCUCUUCCUCUCCCUCCUCCUCAUCUCCCUCCUCCUCUCAAUCUGCCUCUCCAUCCUCCUCCCCACUCACUCAUCUCGUUCUCUCGGGGUCGUCCAUCGCUCCGCCCUCCUCUCUCUUCCCGCCUCACCUCCUGGCCUCGAUCACUCACCUCGACAUCUCCCACUCACGUGGCGCCACUCCCCCUCCUCCUCCUUCCCACACCCCAUCGCACCCCUCUCUCCCCCCGCCCCCUCACGGCCCCCCUUGCGGGCUGCUGUGGCUGCUGCCUGCCGUGUCCCUCACGCACCUGGACCUCGCCUCUGCCGCCAUCUCAGACACGCUGCUGCUGCACCUCGCGCACUCCGUCCCUCACACCGCACUGCCUCCAGGCACCACCACGCAUGCAGCAACCAGCAGCAACACUGCUACCUCCGCCACCACCACCAUCACUCCCAGUGCCAGCACCAGCCUCACUCCCUGCCACACUUUCCCCUGGCAGCACCUGUCGCUGGCGUCCUCCCCGGACCUCACCUCCCGCGGCCUGGCAGCGCUGCUGCCCCUGGCCCCUCGCCUUGUGUCGCUCUCCCUCGCCCAUACCGCUGCUUCCAACGCCUGCCUGCCCCUCCUCGCCUCCCUGCCGCUCCUCUCCUCCCUCUGCCUUGACGGAUGUCCCAUCUCAGGCGGCACAUCGGAUGACGGCAUGGAGGAUGGCGACGAGGAGGAGGACGAGGAGGAGUACCUCUUGAGGCAGCACCUCGCAGGGUUGUACGCACCAACACCGCUACCAUCAGCAGCAGCAUCAGCGGUGGCGGAGGGUGGUUUGGCGCUGCUCGCUUCCCUACCGCUCCUCACCGCUCUCAGCCUGCUGGCGACGCCCCUCUCAACACACGGCAUGCUGCGCCUGCGCCAUCUCACCUACCUGCACUCUCUCUCCCUCUCCUCCACUGCCCUCAGCCCCCGCCGCUUCGUCUCCCUCCUUGCCUUCUGUCCAUGCCGCCACCUGCUGCUCUCCUCGCCGCACAUCACCGCCCACCACCUCCCCUCCCUCCGCCUGCACCCCUCAGUGCGCCUCCUCGACGCCUCCCUCCUCCCCGCCUUUCCCCCCCCCCACGCCACCACCCUGGCCAGUCAGCUGGCGCCACGCAUCACUGUGGUGCACGCCUUUGACAGGGGGAGCAGCUCUGGGCUGUGGGUGCUGCAGCAGCGAGCGGGAGAGGGGAAGGGGCCACGCAGGGGAAGAGGGCAGGAGAGUAGAGGACGAGAAGGGAUGGUAGAACGAGGGCAGGGGGGAGGAGCGGAGGGAGGGGAGUGGAAGGAGGGGCCGCGGGGGCAAGGAGGGCAGAGGGAGGAGGGUGCAGGUAGCAGCGAUGGGAAGGGGGAGUCAUUUCACAGAGGUGGGGGGAAACGGUCAGCUCACUCCAAUGGGGAUGAGAGGCGCAGGUUCUCCCGGGCUGAGCUCAAUUCUCUGCGCCGUGCUGCACAGGCGCUGCAGCUGCCUGUGCCAUUGCCACUGCCGUUAUCCCGCAACCAGCCAUGGAGGUUUAGUAUUCUGUAGCGUUGCAAGAGCUGCGGCGUUGUCUCAAUCUGGUGCUGUGUUUAUGGGAUGGGAGGCAUUGCCAUUUUCUCCCAUUCUUUCCUUGGAAGUGUUUCAGCGCCAUUGAAGUGCUACCAGCUUCUUGUGUGAUUCGAGUAGACUUUCAAAGCAACGACAGCACCACCCUCUACACAACUUCUGUUGCCUGCAGUGUCUAUAGCGCACAUCGCUUCUUGCAACAUUCAUCACCCCACGCUUUUUUUUCAUGUGACGCGUUAUAAAUGGCUACAACACAU